Melanotaenia boesemani (Boeseman's rainbowfish) is the source of this 1014-nucleotide messenger RNA. It is a transcript of the gene ppp1r35, whose product is annotated as protein phosphatase 1, regulatory subunit 35. Lineage: Eukaryota; Metazoa; Chordata; Actinopteri; Atheriniformes; Melanotaeniidae. Gene Ontology annotation, biological process: negative regulation of phosphatase activity. Gene Ontology annotation, molecular function: phosphatase binding. The record is from RefSeq and is a predicted model, not a curated record. The transcript has 6 exons. The coding region runs from base 106 to 927 and encodes 273 amino acids.
GGAGGGUAAGUGGAAACAGAAGCGGGGCUUUUGACUCAGAAACUUCUCAGUCUUCAGAAAGGAGCAGAAAGCGACAUGGAUCGUCUGUAAUCCAGCUAGAACAGGAUGAGUGUGUCCAGCCUUCACUCUCCUCCCCCGUCUCCCCAACCUGCUCCUCUUCCUCUCUCCUCUUCCUCUGUCACUUGCUGCCCGGAGCUUGAACUGUCAGCAACACUCAGUCCCGCCCCGAAGCCCCUCCCACUGAGGCAGAAUCAGCAGAUUGACCAAUCUCAGCUGAGGCCCCGCCCACUGAGGCAGACUGUAAAAAAGAGCAACACUAAGGUGCGCUUUGAAGAGCCAGUGGUAACUGCAUCACUACCAGAGGCUCAGCAGCCAAUGGGAGGUCAGAGAGGGGGCAGAGAGCAUCACCAUGCUUUCACACCUUCAUCGAAGCCUCCUGCUGCAACGUCCAGUCCAGAACCCAGCUGUCUGGAGGAGGCGGAGCUGAACACCACCCUAGCUUUGAAGGCGGAGCUUCUGUCUCUACAGAGUGAAGAGUUUGACUCCAAGAAAGCCAUUCAGGAGACACUACGGAGGUCGGACAGGACCAAAAACCUCAUCAGUGCCAGGGCUACUGAAGUGGUAAAUGUCUCUCGCUCCCAGCAGCUCUUCACCUCGUUGGUCAGCGUCAGUGUUCAGAAGGAUCAGCUGAUCAGCCAGGUGUUACACGGCAGACUGCUGCUGGCUCCGCCUCCCCGCAGCCCUCCAGUCACUAUGACAGUAGAGGCCCCUUCCCUCCUUGUUUUCAGGACCUCUGACCAACUCAGACAGAAGCCCCUCCCACAAGAGGAAGAGCCCGCUGCCUGCCAGCCGGGUCCCAUGGCUCGGCCGGCCUCCUCCACGUUUGACCUGUGCAGACGGCAGAGAUGUUGGGAGGCGACGCCCUGACGGGCUGAGAUGGACACCUGCAUAUUUUAACAUGUAAACUUUUCUCUGUGGAUUUCACAUUAAACAUUUUUAUAGUUACCGUGGUUA